Lottia gigantea (owl limpet) is the source of this 588-nucleotide messenger RNA. RefSeq lists its product as hypothetical. The transcript has 6 exons. The record is from RefSeq and is a predicted model, not a curated record. Lineage: Eukaryota; Metazoa; Mollusca; Gastropoda; Lottiidae. Bases 1 to 588 code for a protein of 195 amino acids. Gene Ontology annotation, cellular component: cytoplasm. Gene Ontology annotation, molecular function: 5'-deoxynucleotidase activity.
AUGGCUUCAAAUGCGGCAAAUCUUGUUGAAUUUUUCAGUUUGGUUGGUCAAUUAAAGAGAGUAAAGCGAACAGGAUGGGUGAGGAACCACAUUACAGACCCAGAAAGUGUAGCAGGUCACAUGUAUCGAAUGGCUGUGAUGGCGUUAUUUAUCUCCCCUGACACAGCCGUUAAUAGAGACAGGUGUAUAAAGAUGUGUCUGGUUCACGAUAUGGCAGAAUGUAUAGUAGGGGACAUAACUCCAUUUGACGGUAUCACUAAAGAAGAAAAGAAUAAAAGAGAAGAGACAGCCAUUCAUUAUAUUUGUGGUCUGAUUCCAGAGAAAAUUGGUCAGGAAAUACUUUUCUUAUGGCAGGAGUAUGAAUCAGGGACUACACCAGAAGCUAUAUUUGUAAAAGACCUAGAUAAAUACGAUAUGAUCCAACAAGCUCAUGAAUAUGAACAGAUAGAAAAUAAACCUAAUAGUCUACAAGAAUUCUUUUCAACAACUCAGGGUCAGUUUAAAACAGAACAAGUUCAAUCUUGGGUUAAAAGUUUACAAGAUAUUAGAAGUAACGCUGUCUCAAAAUCAGAAGACAAUACUACGUAG